AUGGCAGCUUCUCUCCAUGCAUCAAAUCACAAGGCCAUCGGCACCAGACAGCCAGACAAAACCUAUACCGAUCGCAAGUCCGCUCGUGUCGUGGCCCUCAAGCCCUCCGGCGACGUUGCCGUCAUCCACGUCAAAGUAGGAAACUAUUACAAGCUCCCUGGCGGCGGUAUUGAAGCGGGCGAAAGUCACUCUGACGCUGCCCAGCGCGAGGUCAAGGAAGAAACCGGAGCGGUAGUCGCCUUGCGCAGCACCUAUUUUGCCACUACUGAAGAGUUUCGCUUCCAUCUUCAUCAGGUUUCUUACUGCUAUUUGGCCGAUGUGCUCGAUGACACUGGCGAGCCAUGCUUGACCGAAGAGGAGCUGGCUGAUGGGUUUACUCACCAGUGGAUGAAUAUCGACAAGGCCAUGGAGGUCAUGGCUGCGGCAGAGCCAACCACAGAAUUUGGCUGUUUCGUCAAAGAGCGAGAUACGUAUGUCCUUGCCGUGGCUGCUAAGAUCAUGGAGACCAGGCAGGGCUAG
Messenger RNA from Trichoderma asperellum CBS 433.97, 519 nucleotides. RefSeq lists its product as uncharacterized. Lineage: Eukaryota; Fungi; Ascomycota; Sordariomycetes; Hypocreales; Hypocreaceae. The record is from RefSeq and is a predicted model, not a curated record. Gene Ontology annotation, molecular function: hydrolase activity.